AGCGAACGGUUGUCGUCGUCGUCGCGAUGUUGUUACGCAGUUUAGGUGUUUACAUUGUGUUGGCCCUGGUCCUGGUAGGUGUAGCUGGAAGGAGACCACUUGGAAUUAAGGAGGCAUUAUUGGCGUUGAAGAAAAAUCCACCCCCGGACAAUAGCUGGUGGAAAACGGCCAUCUUCUAUCAAAUCUAUCCGCGAUCGUUCAAGGAUAGCAACGGAGAUGGAAUCGGUGAUCUUAGGGGAAUAAUGGAGAAGUUACCAUAUCUGAAAGAACUGGACAUCCAAGGAUUCUGGAUGUCUCCGAUAUUCAAAUCUCCGAUGGCCGAUUUCGGUUAUGACAUUUCGGAUUACUACGACAUUCAGCCCGAGUAUGGAACGAUGGCUGAUUUCGAUGCGUUGGUAGCGGAAGCAAAAAAGCUUGGGCUGAAAAUAAUUCUGGAUUUCGUUCCAAAUCACUCGAGUGACGAGAAUGAGUGGUUCAAAAAGUCCGAAAAUCGAGAAAGUGGCUUCGAAGAUUUCUACGUAUGGCAUCCAGGCAAGCCCAACGCGGCAGAUCCGUCCAAACCGCUACCGCCCAGCAAUUGGGUCAGCUUCUUCCGGGGAAGUGCCUGGCAGUGGAGUGACAAUCGAAAGGAGUACUAUCUUCAUCAGUUCUCGGUGAAACAACCGGAUUUGAACUAUCGGAACCCAAAGGUCGUCAAACAGAUGAAGGACGUGUUGCGGUUCUGGUUGAAGCGAGGCGUUGAUGGGUACCGUAUCGAUGCCGUGCCGACGUUGUUUGAAAUCGAAAAGGACGCCGAGGGUAAUUAUCAGGAUGAACCGUUGAGUGGCAACACGAAUGAUCCGAACGAUCCUGGAUAUACCGUUCACAUCUACACGCAGGAUCGCAACGAGACGCUUGAUAUGGUCUAUCAGUGGCGUGCGGUGCUGGAUGAAUUUCAGCAAGAGAAUGGAGGCGAUGCCAGAAUCAUGAUGACUGAAUCGUACUCAAGGAUUGAUAUCGUGAUGGCAUAUUAUGGAAACGGUACGGUGCCAGGGUCACAUAUUCCGUUUAAUUUUAGAUUUAUAACGGAUUUGGGGAGAGAUUCUUCCGCUCACGAUAUUGAGAAUACGAUCAAAUAUUGGAUGAGUAACAUGCCGACAGAGGGGGCCGUGGCUAACUGGGUGAUGGGUAAUCACGAUCAACAUCGAGUGGCUAGCAGGUUUGGAGAGAACAAGAUCGAUAUCAUGAAUAUGAUCCUUCUGUCACUACCGGGCGUCGGCAUUACGUACAAUGGCGAGGAAAUCGGCAUGACCGACGUGUGGAUCUCUUACAAUGACACAGUAGAUCCGGCGGCUUGCAACGCUGGCCCAGACAAAUACCAGUACACGACGAGGGACCCCGAGCGAACGCCGUUCCAAUGGGAUGACAGCAAGGAUGCCGGAUUUUCAACGGCCAAUAAAACAUGGCUUCCUAUGUCACCGACCUACAAGGACGUUAAUGUUAAGCUACAGGAAGCGGCGAAGAAUAGUCAUCUGAAGGUCUAUAAGAAACUAGCAGCCAUGAGAAGGAGCUUGACGAUGAGGAAGGGUCUGCUAAAGACGGUUGUAAGCGAGAAUGUUUUGGUCAUCUUUAGGGAGUUGAAGAACAUCGAUACGAUUGUCACGUUAGUCAAUGUUGGUGGUUCUCAACAGGUCGUAGAUAUUUCCAACAUGGGAUACAUUCCACUGAAGGGAUUCGGGCUUUAUAGAGUUGCUUCGGUGAACUCCGUUCAUCAGGAAGGAGAGCCUGUAGCCGUCAACAGAAUCGUGUUAGAUCCCUACGAAUCCAUUAUGAUUAGUGCAAAAAGUAACUACUACUAUUAUGAGGUUCUACCUUCAUAUAGGUAAAUAUUUCUUACCUUAUAGCUACCUGUAGGCUAAGUUUAAUAAAUGAAACCUUGAAGUCUUA
Molecule: messenger RNA, 1926 nt
Organism: Ochlerotatus camptorhynchus
Lineage: Eukaryota; Metazoa; Arthropoda; Insecta; Diptera; Culicidae
Product: maltase A1-like
Exons: 4
Coding region: 27-1865 (612 amino acids)
Biological process (GO): carbohydrate metabolic process
Source: RefSeq, a predicted model, not a curated record